Messenger RNA from Bactrocera oleae (olive fruit fly), 1867 nucleotides. Its product is annotated as pre-mRNA-splicing factor RBM22. Gene Ontology annotation, molecular function: pre-mRNA binding; metal ion binding; U6 snRNA binding. Lineage: Eukaryota; Metazoa; Arthropoda; Insecta; Diptera; Tephritidae. The record is from RefSeq and is a predicted model, not a curated record. Gene Ontology annotation, cellular component: U2-type catalytic step 1 spliceosome; Prp19 complex; U2-type catalytic step 2 spliceosome.
CAAAAAUAUUUUUCGUUACUUUUCUGUUUUUUUGCCGUUCGGAAUUUUUAAAUGCACACGGUUUCUAAAAAAUAUAGUGAAGGGAAAAACGACACUAAAGCUCGCGCGGAGCUGCCAGUCGACUUUGUCGGCGCAUCUCGAAAAUAAUUGAAAUUUCAAAAAAUCAUUUUAGGGCCAUAUUUUUAAAGGGUUAUACUACAAUAAUAUAACAAGCCAAAAAAUAGUCAUAAUAGUUGUGAAGUGAUAAUCAUAUCAUGCAAUAUAUGUUGUGAUAAAAAUCUUGACGAAUCUUGCCACUUUCAAGCGAUUAUCCACCCUAAAUAUAAAACUAUUUCAGAAAAUCUGGCAACAUUGAAAUCAUGUGGUAUGACAUUUCAUUUUACCCAGUAUUUAAUAAAUUUUGCCAUUUGCUUUGUGCAUCGAGUUGAUAAAAUUUUUUCCAAGGUAUAAAUGCGUUUCUUUUUUCAGUGAAAUAUAUAUUAAUUGCUCUUAUCUCCGUGAUUAUACUUCGAAAAAUAUUCAUUCAAAAUGGCUAUGUCAAAAACAACAAAUACCUACAACAGGCAAAAUUGGGAAGAUGCUGAAUUUCCAAUUCUGUGUCAGACUUGUCUUGGCGACAAUCCCUAUGUGCGUAUGAUAAAAGAACGUUUUGGUAAGGAAUGCAAAAUUUGUACCCGCCCAUUUACUAUAUUUCGAUGGUGCCCUGGAGCGCGUAUGCGUUUUAAGAAAACAGAAAUUUGUCAGACCUGCGCUCGUCUGAAAAAUGUAUGCCAGACGUGCCUGCUGGACUUGGAGUACGGACUGCCGAUACAAGUUCGUGAUGCUGCACUUAAAGUGGCCGACACGAUUCCUCAGAGUGAUGUGAAUAAGGAAUACUAUAUACAGAAUAUCGAUCGCGAUUUAGCCGACGGUGACGGUACUGAGGCAGCGGGUGCGGUUGGUCGUUCAUUGGCCGCUAACGAGAUGUUGGCAAAACUUGCACGCACAGCUCCAUAUUAUAAGCGCAAUAGACCACAUAUUUGCUCAUUCUGGGUCAAAGGUGAGUGCAAACGUGGCGAAGAGUGUCCAUAUCGUCAUGACAAGCCAAACGAGCCCGAUGAUCCCCUUUGUGAGCAGAAUAUAAAGGAUCGUUAUUAUGGGCGUAACGAUCCGGUUGCUGAAAAAAUUAUGAAACGGGCAGCUACUUUGCCCACGCUGGAACCACCAGAAGAUCGAAAUAUCACCACUUUAUAUGUGGGUAAUUUGCCCGAAGAAAUAACAGAACCAGAGUUGCGUGACCACUUUUAUCAGUAUGGCGAGAUUCGAUCUAUUGCCUUAGUUCCACGCCAACAAUGUGCAUUUGUUCAGUAUACAAAGCGUGGAGCAGCGGAACUAGCAGCAGAACGUACUUUUAACAAAUUAGUGUUGCACGGACGUAAAUCAACGAUCAAGUGGGCGCAUUCCCAAGCAAAACAGAGUGGUUUAGCAAAAACAGAUAGACGUUUUGAUGUUCCUGCUGUGCCGCCUACUCCUGUGGCUAAUCCAAAUGAUUUCUUCAAUCUUCAACAAGAACAGGUCACCGUGCUACCUCCUGGUAUGAAGCUACAUCAAAUACCACCAAGCCUUAUACCUGCGUCGUCGUAUCAAAUGUAUUCACAGGCAUAUGCAGCGCCAUACUCGAAUAUUCCAAUCCCAUCUACCUCCGGGGCGGGUUUGGACGCUAUUCCUUCACCACCAACGGGUGGCGCACCAGGACAAGUGCACUAUCCUAGUCAGGAUCCAAGUCGAUUGGGUGCAGUGAAAAAGUAACAGUAAUAACUUUAAUACAAUUUGCUUUGUAUGCAUAUUCGUUUAGAAAAUUUUGAAUAAAAAAUAAUAAUUUCAGUAA